Messenger RNA from Radiomyces spectabilis, 1026 nucleotides. Its product is annotated as 26S proteasome subunit RPN7-domain-containing protein. Gene Ontology annotation, biological process: proteasome-mediated ubiquitin-dependent protein catabolic process. The record is from RefSeq and is a predicted model, not a curated record. Bases 1 to 1026 code for a protein of 341 amino acids. The transcript has 5 exons. Gene Ontology annotation, molecular function: protein binding. Gene Ontology annotation, cellular component: proteasome regulatory particle. NCBI's taxonomy places the organism in Eukaryota, Fungi, Mucoromycota, Mucoromycetes, Mucorales, Radiomycetaceae.
AUGGCUCCUUUCUAUAAGAUUAUCGUCGACGAAUUCAGUAUCCCUUUUGAUCAGCAGUUAUACACUCGCAUGGAAGCGGCAAACACUGAAGCAUUACAAAAAUUCGACGAGAAAGUGACUGACGCCGAGCAGAAUCAGGGUGAAACUGAAGUAAACGAAGCUUUACUGGGCAAAGCAGACUACUACGCCACCAUUGGUGACAAGGACAAAGCGUUGGCUCAAUAUAACGAACUUCUUGCCAAGUCCAUCACGCUUGGUACACGCAUCGAUAUCGUGUUUGCCCUUGUGCGUAUCGGAUUUUUCUUUGGCGAUGACAACCUUGUGCGAUCAAAUAUCGAUAAAUUAAAGGAGUUGAUCGAACAAGGCGGUGACUGGGAUCGUCGUAAUCGAUUGAAGGCUUACGAAGGUGUUUAUCUGAUGUCUAUCCGCGACUUCAAAGGCGCCGCUCAAUUGUUCAUCGACACAUUGAGCACAUUCACAAGCACAGAAAUGAUGUCUUACCAAGACUUUGUCAAAUACGCCGUUUUAACCAGCUUAAUCAGUAUGCAACGGGUGGAUAUUAAGAAAAAGGUGUUGGAUGCUCCCGAGAUUUUGGAAGUCAUUUCGGAUAUUCCUCAUUUGGAAGAUUACAUGACCAGCUUAUAUAACUGCAACUAUGCUCAAUUCUUCCGCGCAUUAGCUGAUGUGGAACAAACUCAUUUACGCACAUCCCGUUAUCUCUAUCCUCAUAUGCGCUACUAUGUACGAGAAAUGCGUAUCGUGGCCUAUGCACAGCUGUUGGAAAGUUACCGAUCUCUCACCCUUGCCAGCAUGGCACAGGCGUUUGGUGUUACAGAAGAUUACAUUGACCGGGAAUUAUACAAGUUCAUUGCAGCAGGACGCCUCAACUGUGUGAUUGAUAAGGUGAACGGUGUCAUUGAGACCAACCGCCCUGAUGCCAAGAAUGCACAAUAUCAGACAGUGAUCAAACAGGGCGAUUUGUUACUGAAUAGAGUUCAAAAGUUGAGCAGAGUCAUCGAUGUCUAA